AUGUCCUCCGAACCUUUGUUAAUCGUUGGAGAUUUUAAUAUCCAUGUCGAUAUCUCACGUGAUCCUAACGCUAUUCGAUUUCUUGAUCUGUUGUCCUCUAUGGGUCUUGAUCAACAUGUUGACAAGCCUACUCACACAUCUGGACACACCCUUGAUCUGAUAAUCACGCGGAAUUCUGAUACUUUACUUCCCACUCGUCCUUUAACAGAUUAUUUGUUUUCGGAUCAUAUCACAGUCAUAUGCGACCUCACAUUAGGAAGAAUACCACCAACUGAGAAACAAGUAUCAUAUAGAAAAAUUAAAGCAAUUGAUAAAACAAGACUUCGAGAAGAAUUAUUGACAUCAGAUCUUUGUAUAAACAGUCCUGACACGCUUAAUGAACUUGUGAAAUGCUAUAAUGAUACUUUAGCUCAGACACUAAACCGGCACGCACCCCUAUGUACGAAGGUCAUCAAAUCUAGACCAUUAGUUCCCUGGUUCAAUGAUGAUAUUAAAAUUGCAAGGCGAGAGAAGAGAAAAGCCUAG
This is a messenger RNA of Paramuricea clavata, 525 nucleotides long. The record is from the annotation of a GenBank genome assembly. Lineage: Eukaryota; Metazoa; Cnidaria; Anthozoa; Malacalcyonacea; Plexauridae.